UAACGUUAGCUUAAACCUUUUUUUAGCUAUUCAUGGGUCUCUUUGACAAACGUUUCCGUCUGUGCCAACGGGCAAUAAAAACCCCAUUUGUCUCCCGAAUGAAGGUCGACGGUGAAUCGUUGUUAGCAGACAGGAGGGGGGGUGGUGUAUGUUUGACGAAGCUUCAAAAAGUCCGUGGGGAAGUUCCGUGGGAAAUCCCCCCACAUGCGAGAAUAUUAUUCUGCGCCACAGCCCUCGACGCGAAUCGACCCUCCCCGGUCCAUUCCUGAGGUCACGUCGCUGCAGACAGAGGUGUCAAAUGCUGGAUUACUAAAAGAAAAGAAAAUAAAAGAAGAAAAAAAAAAAGACCCAACAGCCUGUCAACAUCCACGGAGCCCACGAUGGAUAACGCCGCCGCCGCCACGGACCCGGAUAACGACGCGAAGCUCCGCAGCUGCGGCACGCUGAACACUCUGUUCCACGAGUCGCGGCAGGAGGUCGAGCUCCUGAACAAACAGAUCCACGUCAAGGACAACAUCAUCGGCGACCUGAAAGUCCGGCUGGGGAGACACGAGAAGAUCUACGUGUCCGUGGGGGACAACGAGUCCGUGGUGAUCGGGCCGUCCAAGUCGCUGCUGGAGAGCCUGUGUAAAGAAAUAUGCAAACUGAAGCAGAGGAGAAACGACGUGGAGUUCAAAGCGUCUCGGCAAGCGGAGGAGAUCCAGAGGCUGACCCUGCAGCUGGGGGAGAAGGAGCUGGAGCUGGAGGUCGUCCGGUGCCAGCCGGACCACCAGAAGGACCGCGAGGUCCACCGGCUGCGCGCGGCCCUGGAGGAGAGGGAGCGCGCCGAGGCCGCCAGGGCCGUGCUCUGCACGUCCCUGGCGGAGGAGGCGGACCAGCUGCGCGGCCAGCUCGGCGCCACGGUGAAGGUGUGCCAGGAGCUGCUGGCCAGGCUGGAGAAAGAUGAGAAGGGGGGAGGAGAGGCGGAGGAUGUGGCUCCGCAGCAAAGGUCUAAAGAGGUGACCGAGCCCUCUGACGUGAGUCGCGUCAACGCCCGAAUCCGACACCUUGAAGAGGAGAAUGAGCAGCUGAAGCAGCGAGUGGCCUACGUCCAAAGUCUGAAUUGUCAGUGGCAGAAGUACGACUCCAGCAGGGAGGACUAUAUCCGAGGCUUGUGUCAGAGGCUGAAGGAGACCUCCGGGCAGGGCUUGACGCCGGGACAUGGCCCCAUGAGCAGCGCUUUGCUCCAGCAGGAGAUUUCCAGGCUCAAUGGCUUACUCGAGGAGAAGAUGAGCGAGUGUGCGCGGCUGAGUAGAGACGUGGCGGAGAUGAGGAGGCACAACAAAGAGCGCAUCCAGACUCUGCAGCAGCAGGUCCUCAUCUACGCAGACGACUUCAAGUCGGAGCGUGCCGAUCGAGAGCGAGCGCAGGGCCAGAUCCAAGACCUGAAGGAGCAGAUUCAUCAGCUGAAGCAGCAGCAGCAGCCGCCGCACAAGCAGCCCGGAGCGAGCAGAGAAGUGGCUCCCAUGUGUCGCGUGCACAUAGGGCACCGGAUCGCCUCGCGCCGACGCAAGGAAUCGCCCGAGCCCCUGCUGAGGACUGCGCCCGAGUUGCUGCAGCAGCAGCAGCAGCAGCAACAACAACAACAACAACAGCAGCAGCAACAGCCAUCCGCCGGCGCCGGGCCCCUCGUCGCCGCCACACUGAGCCCCGCGUGGAGCGAGCGCCCGGGCCUGUCGGAACUACAGUGCCCGCGGUGCCUCGCCACGUUCAAGGACACGGACGCGGCAGAGUACCUGAACCAUUGCGAAGACUGUGCCAGAAUAUGAACAGGAGUGGCACGGGGGGAGGGGGGGGAACGCUUGCCGCUCACCGCUCGAUGACACUACGCGGCAGAAAAUAACCUGCGUGGAGUUUCCGGUCCGUGUGGACUUGACUACAAAUGAAAGGACUGACUUGAGGUAGCAGCCAAAGUUCCCCCCCCCCCCCCCCCCCUCCUCCCCGCUGCAGGCGAGAUGAGUGGACGAGGCUUUUCUGGGUCUGCAUGGAGAACCGUGUCCGGUUGUUGGUGUUCUUUCUGUGGCCGCGCCGGAGAUUGCCGUGGUGGGUUAAGUGGAUGUCAAUGCAAUAUAUCAUAUACCUCAAUGCGUCAGAUUGCAAACCUGUUGCACUUUCUUGACUUUUCGCCCCAAAACUGAAUUUGAGACAGUCGUGGCGCAUAAGCUUUGUAUUUGGGAUAAUGUGGUGCUAUAAGUUGUUUACUUUUGUUUUGAACUGUACAUAUUGUGUCCUGUAAAUUAUACAGUCUUAAGAGAUUAAGAGGUCUUGAAAGAUAUAACUAUAUUCAUAUUUAUUCAAGUUGCCUAUAUAUUUGGACACAGGAAAGCGUUUGAGUGCAAUGCAUAGAUGCCAUUUCUCCAACCAAAGCCAUGAAAUAUUUAUGUCCUGGUACACUUUAAGGAUGAAAAAUGGUAAGAGAUAACUGGAAAAAUGCAUUUUUUUUGUCCAUUUUCUUUUUUUUUGUGUAUGUAAAGAUUGCUUCUUAACUGACAAUGAUAUACUUAUUUUUGCAGACAUUUUUUGUAAUAAAAUAUUGUUCGCACACACACUUUCUCAUCAUUAUUUGCAGCGCUUUAAGGAUGCCACAUUAUC
Molecule: messenger RNA, 2631 nt
Organism: Pungitius pungitius (ninespine stickleback)
Lineage: Eukaryota; Metazoa; Chordata; Actinopteri; Perciformes; Gasterosteidae
Gene: tnip2
Product: TNFAIP3 interacting protein 2
Exons: 6
Coding region: 381-1808 (475 amino acids)
Biological process (GO): positive regulation of canonical NF-kappaB signal transduction; toll-like receptor 2 signaling pathway; cellular response to lipopolysaccharide
Molecular function (GO): K63-linked polyubiquitin modification-dependent protein binding
Source: RefSeq, a predicted model, not a curated record